UUUUGACUCACUUUUAGCUCAACAUAGUACUCUCUUGCCUUGUAAGCAAACUAAAGCAAAAAUAGUGGGAUUUUAGUGGACCAUUUACCUUACAUCUCCCAUUUAUUUAACCCCUACUCUUCAAUCUCCAUUGUGUGGUGGUGUGGUGAAUUCUUGAGAUACCACACGAACCCAAAAACCAAAAAAAAAAUCCAAUCUUUUUCGAUGCCCAACAUGAGAAUAACUCUAUUGUUCAACUAUUUGUCGCUCAUUCUAGCUAUUCAAAUUGCAUCGAGUCUCAAGUCGGCCUUAUCAGCACCUGAAGCUGCUCUUGUAAAAGGUCUUCCUGGUUUUAAUGGCAGUUUUCCUUCCAACCACUACUCAGGGUAUGUCACCAUAGAUAAAACUCAUGGUAAGAAAUUAUUCUACUAUUUCGUUGAGUCUGAAAGUAAUCCAGCAAAGGACCCUGUUGUUCUCUGGCUUAAUGGUGGGCCGGGCUGCUCGAGCUUUGAUGGGUUCGUGUACGAGCAUGGUCCAUUUAAUUUUGAGGCGGGAAAGACACAUAGUAGCCUUCCCACUCUUCAUCUCAACCCGUACAGCUGGUCCAAGGUAUCUAGCGUUAUAUAUCUAGAUUCUCCUGCUGGUGUUGGGUUAUCUUACUCAGGCAAUGAAUCUGACUACACAACGGGUGACUUGAAAACUGCCUCCGACUCGCAUACUUUCCUCCUCAAGUGGUUUGAGCUCUACCCAGAAUUCAUAUCAAAUCCAUUCUUUAUAUCUGGAGAAUCAUAUGCUGGAAUUUAUGUGCCGACUUUGGCUUAUGAAGUAGCUCAAGGAAUUGAUGGUGGUGUAAAGCCCAUUAUCAACCUGAAGGGUUACAUGGUGGGGAAUGGAGUUACGGAUGAUGUGAUUGACGGUAAUGCCCUUGUACCGUUUGCGCACGGUAUGGGUCUUAUAUCAGACGAACUUUUUGAGGCAGUUAGUGACGAAUGCAAUGGAAACUACUACAAUCCCGAUGGUGAAAAUUGUGAAAACAAUCUUGCAAAAGUCGAUGCAGCAAUCGCGGGCCUGAACAUAUACGACAUUCUCGAGCCAUGCUACCAUAGCCCAUCAAGUAAAAUCCUGCUCGAGAAUACAAAUUUGCCACCGAGCUUUAGGAGAUUAGGCGAGACCGAAAGGCUUUUGCCGGUUAGAAAGAGAAUGUUUGGUCGUGCUUGGCCUUUUCGAGCACCUGUAAGAGAAGGAUAUGUUCCGACUUGGCCUCAACUUAUGAACAGCGAAGAUGUUCCUUGCACUGAUGAUGAAGUUGCAAAUGCAUGGCUGAACAAUGAAGCAGUUCGGAAAGCAAUUCACGCUGAUAGUGAAAGUAAGGCUGGUAAAUGGGAUCUUUGUACCGACAGAAUUAUAUUUACUCAUGAUGCCGGGAGCAUGAUUAAGUAUCACAAAAACCUCACGUCUAAGGGCUAUCGAGCACUCAUAUACAGUGGGGACCAUGAUAUGUGUGUUCCAUACACGGGAAGUGAAGCUUGGGUAAGAUCGGUUGGUUAUAAAAUUGUUGAUGAGUGGAGGCCUUGGAUUGUGAAAGAUCAAGUUGCCGGGUACAUUCAGGGUUAUGAGAAGAACCUCACAUUUCUCACUAUAAAGGGAGCUGGACACACGGUGCCAGAAUACAAACCACAAGAGGCUUUGCAGUUCUAUUCACGUUGGCUGGAGGGCCUUAAGAUUUGAAACAAAAUCUGUUUAUUUAUAUAUUUAUAUUUAUAUUCAUAUAUAUAUGGGACAAAAUACAAUGUAGUUAUGAACUCAUUCUCUGCCCUUUCUAGUUUCUAGUCUCUCUGUCUUGUUGACAGUUGAACUUGAGCUAUGGAAAACAGAUAGAACUAUUUUACAUAAGAUGGUGUAAUUGCUAUUUAUUCAAUAAAAAAGGAAUGCUAGUGCAUUCAUUAUACAUGUUUCUGGUCAAAUGAAAGUUCUUAAUGAAAAAAAUGAGCAUGAGAUUAAUGGUGUUUUUCAAGCUAAGCGAAGCAUUUUGUGUUUGAGCUCGUGUUAAUUCAAUUGUUAGCUUGUGUAACAAAUUCAAAAUCAUAAUUGAGCUGCUCGAGAGGAUGAUUUGUGCGUUCGCGAACAUCAUUGACUCGAUUCUCGAUUGCUCUUUCGAAACCUAUGAAAUAUAAAAAUAAUAAACUAGUUAUUCGCGAACGAACAACGUCGACUCAUUUAAUAAAGAAGUUCGAUUAGUUGUUCGAGUUUGACUAAUCUAAGUAAACAAACUAACUAAUAUUUGUGAACAGUGGAGUUUGACUCAUCUAAGUAAACGAACUAACUAAUGUUUGUGAACAACUCAGUUCGAAUAAGAGUUGUCUUAGUGAA
Striga asiatica is the source of this 2349-nucleotide messenger RNA. The record is from the annotation of a GenBank genome assembly. NCBI's taxonomy places the organism in Eukaryota, Viridiplantae, Streptophyta, Magnoliopsida, Lamiales, Orobanchaceae.